Molecule: messenger RNA, 1824 nt
Organism: Physella acuta
Lineage: Eukaryota; Metazoa; Mollusca; Gastropoda; Physidae
Product: putative inhibitor of apoptosis
Biological process (GO): regulation of cell cycle; negative regulation of apoptotic process; positive regulation of protein ubiquitination
Cellular component (GO): nucleus; cytoplasm
Molecular function (GO): ubiquitin protein ligase activity; cysteine-type endopeptidase inhibitor activity involved in apoptotic process
Source: RefSeq, a predicted model, not a curated record
GUAGCCUACCCUGCAAGUAAUGUCGUCUUGAGUCCAAACUUUGGUAGUGCAGAACAAAGUUGAGCUUGAAAAUAUUGUGAAAUACACACUAUUGACAUUACAUCCUUCAGCAGCUGAGUAAACAGACAAGGCUUGUUUCCUCUCACCAACAAUGAGAUCCUCUGAAGAAUCGUCUCAUGUGAGCUUUGUGACAACAGAAACCACACCUGGUACACAUUACACCUAUGUUUCAACUUUGGUCGAGCCUGUACAAGAAUCAAGUCACGACCCAGGCAGCGCUAACCUCUCUCAUCACUUUCAGAAUGCUGCCUCUAGUCUGAACACAAAUGCAGCACCUGGAUUCUCAAAUUAUGCACCACAUGUCGCCCAGAGCUAUUCUCCACAUUUAUACACAACCGCUGCACAGGGCUACACAAAUCUAAAUGCCGCCCACAAUAAUCAAAUGUCUGUAUCUCAACCUUGGCAAACUUCAGCAUUACCUGAGCAGCCAGCUCAUAAUGUGAGUUCCAGGCCGGCUCAGGCCAUCGGGCAACACCGACCCACCACAACAUCCACACCAUCAUUCCCCACACCGUCUCCAUCAGUGGGGCAAGCAGCCUUCAGGCCUACAAGUAACCAGAACCUGAUGCAACCUAGAGCCCCAGCACCCAAUGUUGCUGCAGCUGCUAACCCAACUUACGCUGAUCUUGGUAUAGUAACAGAAAGACCUAAGAGAACAGAGUUUGCAUUAGUCGAUGCACGGCGCCAGACUUUUCAUAGCUGGCCAGAUGGUCACCAUAUUAAAGUCCAGGAUAUGGUAGAUUGUGGUUUAUAUUAUGCAGGCUAUGGAGACUGUGCCAGGUGUUUUUACUGCGGUGGUGGACUAAGGAAUUGGGAUGAGAAUGAUAACGUAUUUGUCGAGCAUGCCAGGUGGUUCCCUAAGUGUGGCUUUAUCAGACAAAAAGUGGGCCAGGCUUUCAUUGAUGCUGUACAGAAACUAAACAAAGAACAAGAACAAAUUUCGUUUGACAAUGUUAUGGCUCAGAUGGGGCCACUGGCGAAUGCUUUUAAGCUGGAUUGUAAUGAGCCAGAUAUAGGAAGAGAUCCUGCUGUGAAGACACUGUUGGACAUGGGUUACCAGCUUGACACUAUCAGUAGGGCUAUCAUGAUGUUCAGGAACCACGGAAAUGGCAUCCUCUCAGCUGAUACAUUGAUAACAUUGAUUGAACAAGGGGAUAGGCAAGAAACAGGGAUGGAUGAGGAAUGUCUAGACACUACUUACAGGGACACCCUGAGAGAGCUGAGAGAGAGCAACCAGCAGCUGCGCCAACAGACCAUCUGUAAGAUCUGCAUGGACAAGGAGGUGACCAUUGUGUUUCUGCCCUGUGGUCACCUGGUGUCCUGCACGGAGUGUGCAGUGGCACUCAACAGCUGCCCAGUCUGUCGGACAACCAUCAAAGGCACUGUGAGAGCUUUCAUUACUUGAGCCAGCUGUUGAGGGCUGAUGGUUAUAUAAAGACAAGUGUGGUGAAAACUUAUUUACUACAUAGAAAAUAUGAUUUUAUAUUUUAGCAAAAAUUGCUUAGAGAUUUUUGUUAAGCAGUUCUUUUUAAGAAACCAGAAUUUUUUUCAUUCACUGAAAAAUUUGGUAAAAUUUCCACAAAAGUUAUUCAGUUUAUUUUUAAAAAAUCUUAAUCACAUGCACGAAGCAUUUUUAGCAAAGAUUCACUAAAUUAAAAAUACCAACUUCACUUUAUUGCCAUUAAUUGUGUAAAAAAUUCAAUUUUGCAUUUGAUUACUAUAGAAGAAAGUGUGUGCUUGUGUAGAGAAGGUAGUUAGGAUGAU